GUCCCGGCGGUAAGAUGGCGGCUGCCGCGGAGUGCGAUGUGGUAAUGGCGGCGACCGAGCCAGAGCUGCUCGACGACGAGGAAGCAAAGAGGGAAGCAGAGUCUUUCAAGGAACAAGGAAAUGCAUACUAUGCCAAGAAAGAUUACAAUGAAGCUUAUAACUAUUAUACAAAAGCCAUAGAUAUGUGUCCUAAAAAUGCUAGCUAUUAUGGGAAUCGAGCAGCCACCUUGAUGAUGCUUGGAAAGUUCCGGGAAGCUCUUGGAGAUGCACAGCAGUCCGUGAGGUUGGAUGACAGUUUCGUCCGGGGACAUCUACGAGAGGGUAAAUGCCACCUAUCUCUAGGGAAUGCCAUGGCGGCAUGUCGUAGUUUCCAGAGAGCCCUAGAACUGGAUCACAAAAAUGCUCAGGCACAACAGGAGUUCAAGAAUGCUAAUGCAGUCAUAGAAUAUGAGAAAAUAGCAGAAACGGAUUUUGAGAAGCGGGAUUUUCGGAAGGUUGUUUUCUGCAUGGACCGUGCCCUAGAAUUUGCCCCUGCCUGCCAUCGCUUCAAAAUCCUCAAAGCAGAAUGUUUAGCAAUGCUAGGUCGUUAUCCGGAAGCACAGUCUGUGGCCAGUGACAUUCUACGAAUGGAUUCUACCAACGCAGAUGCUCUGUACGUACGAGGUCUUUGCCUUUAUUAUGAAGAUUGUAUUGAGAAGGCGGUUCAGUUUUUUGUACAGGCUCUCAGGAUGGCUCCUGACCAUGAGAAGGCCUGCGUGGCUUGCAGAAAUGCCAAAGCACUUAAAGCAAAGAAAGAAGAUGGGAAUAAAGCAUUUAAAGAAGGAAAUUACAAGCUAGCCUAUGAACUGUACACAGAAGCCCUGGGGAUAGACCCUAACAAUAUAAAAACAAAUGCUAAACUCUACUGUAAUCGGGGUACGGUUAAUUCCAAGCUUAGGAAACUAGAUGGUGCAAUAGAAGACUGCACAAAUGCAGUGAAGCUCGAUGACACUUAUAUAAAAGCCUACUUGAGAAGAGCUCAGUGUUACAUGGACACAGAACAGUAUGAGGAAGCAGUGCGGGACUAUGAAAAAGUGUAUCAGACGGAGAAAACAAAAGAACACAAACAGCUCCUAAAAAAUGCACAGCUGGAACUGAAGAAGAGUAAGAGGAAAGAUUACUACAAAAUUCUGGGCGUGGACAAGAAUGCCUCUGAGGAUGAGAUCAAAAAAGCUUACCGGAAACGGGCCUUGAUGCACCAUCCAGAUCGGCACAGUGGAGCCAGUGCCGAAGUUCAGAAGGAGGAGGAGAAAAAGUUCAAGGAAGUUGGAGAAGCUUUUACCAUCCUCUCUGAUCCCAAAAAAAAGACUCGCUAUGACAGUGGACAGGACCUGGAUGAGGAGGGCAUGAAUAUGGGUGAUUUUGACGCAAACAAUAUCUUCAAGGCAUUCUUUGGCGGUCCUGGGGGCUUCAGCUUUGAAGCAUCUGGUCCAGGGAAUUUCUUUUUUCAAUUCGGCUAAGGAGAGGAAAGCAUCCAGAACCCAGAAAGUGGAGACUUGCUCAAUGUAACCUUGAACGUGGGCACAGUUCACCUCCUCCCUUCAUCUCAUCUCCCCAUCCUUAGAGCAGUUUCGUUUUCUUAGUUGGAUGCCCUGUGUCUGUGUGAGUGGGGGGAAGGAGAGGGAGCCAGCGCCGAAGACUGCGGGGAGG
Puma concolor (puma) is the source of this 1689-nucleotide messenger RNA. It is a transcript of the gene DNAJC7, whose product is annotated as DnaJ heat shock protein family (Hsp40) member C7. Lineage: Eukaryota; Metazoa; Chordata; Mammalia; Carnivora; Felidae. Gene Ontology annotation, molecular function: protein binding. The record is from RefSeq and is a predicted model, not a curated record.